This is a messenger RNA of Penicillium salamii, 447 nucleotides long. The record is from the annotation of a GenBank genome assembly. NCBI's taxonomy places the organism in Eukaryota, Fungi, Ascomycota, Eurotiomycetes, Eurotiales, Aspergillaceae.
AUGUCACUUUCACCAGAACAACACUAUGAGCAACUAGUCAUCGGAAGAAAUCUGAAAGCUCAAGAUGUCCAAGCGGCAUUUGAUAACCUCCAACCCAUCAAACCAGAAAGCUUCGUUGAAGCAUGGAAGGGUGCGAAUGUCAACACAGGCCACCCGACCGAAGAAAAGCUCACUGGUAUGAGAUGGGCCGGAAAAACAUUCCGCUCAACGGAAGAUGUCGAUCCGAUUAUGGUCUACGACAACGAUGGCAGGAGGGUCUCGAAUGCAGACUGGGGACAUGCUCGACUUCGUCAGAUUGAAUGGAACGGCAAGGUCUCUACUGCUAUGGUUUAUGACGACUUCCCAAUUAUUGAUUACUUUCGAUAUGUCAAGGAAGAUCUGAUCGCUGGAGCAAUGGACGCAAAAACUGCGUCUGGUGGCACAUACUACUUUUACUUGUUCGAGUGA